UAUCUCGUUUCUUUCUCCGUCUCUCUUUUCUUCCAUUUACUUCAAUAAUUGAUUUCAAAUUCAAAAUUUCUCACAUAUCUCUCUGCAAUUAUCUCCAAAGGGAUUGGUAAGUAAGGAAUAGAAAUGGGGCUGUCAUUCGCGAAGCUUUUUAGCCGGCUUUUUGCCAAGAAGGAGAUGCGAAUUUUGAUGGUGGGUCUUGAUGCAGCCGGUAAGACCACCAUCUUGUACAAGCUCAAGCUUGGAGAAAUUGUUACAACUAUUCCAACAAUCGGAUUUAACGUGGAAACUGUGGAAUAUAAGAACAUUAGUUUCACCGUGUGGGAUGUUGGUGGUCAGGAUAAGAUUCGUCCAUUGUGGAGGCAUUACUUCCAGAAUACACAGGGUCUCAUCUUUGUGGUUGACAGCAACGACAGAGACCGGGUUGUUGAGGCCAGGGAUGAAUUACAUAGAAUGUUGAAUGAGGAUGAACUGCGAGAUGCAGUAGUACUUGUAUUUGCAAACAAGCAGGAUCUUCCAAACGCAAUGAAUGCUGCUGAAAUAACUGAUAAGCUUGGUCUCAACUCCCUUAGAAACCGUCACUGGUACAUCCAGAGCACCUGUGCAACAUCUGGUGAAGGGCUUUAUGAGGGCCUGGACUGGCUUUCCAACAACAUAGCUAGCAAGGCCUGAAGUCAUUAGGAAGGUUAUUAUUAUU
Messenger RNA from Hibiscus syriacus, 694 nucleotides. Its product is annotated as ADP-ribosylation factor 2-B-like. The record is from RefSeq and is a predicted model, not a curated record. The transcript is spliced from 7 exons. Lineage: Eukaryota; Viridiplantae; Streptophyta; Magnoliopsida; Malvales; Malvaceae. The coding region runs from base 124 to 669 and encodes 181 amino acids. Gene Ontology annotation, cellular component: cytoplasm. Gene Ontology annotation, molecular function: GTP binding; GTPase activity. Gene Ontology annotation, biological process: intracellular protein transport; vesicle-mediated transport.